GCUAUAUAUUUCAAUGAAAAUUCCGUGUCAAAGACGGUCGGCGACGCUCGGCCUAGGUCGAGGCAUUGUUAAUGCCAUAGAAAAACAGCUAUUUUGCUGAACGGCCAUCAAGAAAUACUUCCUUUCACGAGUGCGAAGUCGAGUUCCUUUCGAUCGGGAUGCCGACGUACUUUUUCGACCGGCAGAAUGAGAAGGACUUCAACCAUGUUUGGCCAGCGAGAAAAUUCGAGGCGCAUCCGCUCUUAUCGGCGCAAGUCGGCCGGUGCUGCUCAGAUUGAGGCUUCAAUUGUACUCAAAACACGCUUAAGUUUUCAUUACAGGUGCUGCCGCCUUCCACGAGGACCGCAUCGGGUCUGCGGGCGCCCCCCCGCGCACUGCGAGUGGGACCUCAGCGGAGCGCGUGUCCACGGUCAAGUCCAUCAUGGACAAGUCCAUGGUCAAGUCGGAAACGGUGGUGGCACCGCCACCGCCAGUUGACUUGACUGCUAAAGUCAUUGGCUGGUGCACCUACAACCGCUGCUACCAGGGCUCCACGUCCUGGGAAAAACAUGUCCAGCAUCAGAGGAAGCGUCACUGCACAGCAGCAGAGAGACACGCUUUGUGCCGCUUCUGCCUGGAACUCCAUCACGCUGGACUGCAGGAGCACCUCCAGGAGCACGCCCUGUCGGACGUGGCCUGCUCCCUGUGCUCGGGCCGCUUCCUGGACGACGGCGACGUGGCGCGCCACAAGGCGGACUUCCACCAAGUGACGACUGGCGACGAGGUGCCGCCCGCCCUGGGACGAUGCACCAAGUGCCCCGCCACGUUCAGCAGCUGGGAAGACAACGUGCAGCAUCAAGUCAUCCGCCACCACAAGAAGGACGCGGACCGAGUGUGCUCUCACUGUCUGGUACCUCUCCCGUCCGUCGAGUUCGCUGAGACGCAUGUUUUGCGGCACUCAGAGGGCAAAGAUUUUCCUUGCCAUCUGUGCCCUGCCCGGCUCACUAGCGAAGAGACACGUACUAAACACUUGCAGAGGUUCCACGCGCAAGAAUGGGCCUUUCGAUGACGGGAAGUGCUUUCUUGUAGCGACCGGCCUCUUCAGUGUGAACUUACCUUGCACACUGAAUAGCAUAGGUCGUGUUUGGCCCCAGGAAUGAUGCAGUCUUUAGCACAACCGUGAACGAUACAAUUUUAUGCAUUGUGCAUUGAAAUAGCGAGCUGAAACAGGCACCGGAUAAUUUGUCGCUCCUGUUGGAACCCAAGUUGUCUCACCGAGGGCUGUGCUUAGAACUGCAUCAUUCACGGGGCUUAAAAAGUCUGAAGAUAUUUAGUGUGUAGAAAUUGUCAACAUAUGUAUCUUGUUUUGGCCCCUUGGCCCCCUUGUUUCUGUUAGGCAGUGAGCGUCUUAUCGACAAUAUUUGCACAGAACUUUCUUUAUGUGUGAUUGUGAGAAAGAUUUAGUUUAUUUCAAGAGUUUUCCUCGAAAUAUCAUACCGAGUGUACUUAAAAUUUCGAAACGGUCCUUUUCUUGUACCAUGUUUAGUGUUUGUGAACUGAGAUGAAUAUUGAUGUAGACUUCUAUUCUGUUUAUGGUGGUGGUCGGUCGGUGGUAGUGUUGGUUAAAGAGAAAAUGAACAAAAAAUGUAUCUUAUGUCCUAUCAAAAUAAUGAUGUUAGUGCCGGUAGUCAGGAGAAGUUAACGUUGAAGUGAAGUCAUUAAUUUGUGAAAGUGCACUCAAUGUACUAUGACAAUAAAGAGAGUAUUCCGUUAAA
Molecule: messenger RNA, 1754 nt
Organism: Thrips palmi
Lineage: Eukaryota; Metazoa; Arthropoda; Insecta; Thysanoptera; Thripidae
Product: zinc finger protein PLAGL2-like
Exons: 4
Coding region: 422-1048 (208 amino acids)
Source: RefSeq, a predicted model, not a curated record